Molecule: messenger RNA, 552 nt
Organism: Wallemia ichthyophaga EXF-994
Lineage: Eukaryota; Fungi; Basidiomycota; Wallemiomycetes; Wallemiales; Wallemiaceae
Product: Cell division control protein 31
Exons: 1
Coding region: 1-552 (183 amino acids)
Biological process (GO): spindle pole body duplication
Cellular component (GO): mitotic spindle pole body; half bridge of spindle pole body
Molecular function (GO): microtubule binding; calcium ion binding
Source: RefSeq, a predicted model, not a curated record
AUGUCAUUAUACGCAUCUUCAAAAUCGAGGAGAAAAUCUACAAACAAUCCAACAAACUCUUCCUCAAUUUUAACGCCUUCAAAUAACGUACAUCCUUCACCAGUAAACAGCUUAACGGAUGAUCAGCGUCAAGAGAUAAAGGAAGCUUUUGAUUUAUUCGAUACAGACAAAGAUGGCUCAAUCGAUUAUCACGAAUUAAAAGUUUCAUUUAGAGCCUUAGGUUUCGAUUUGAAGAAACCUGAAGUAUUGAAAUUACUACGUGAUCACGAUAGAAGGGGAGACGGUUUGAUGGAAUACGAAGACUUUUUUAAAAUUAUGACAGACAAGAUCGUCUCACGAGAUCCAUCGGAAGAGAUACGUAAAGCAUUCAGUUUGUUUGAUGAGCAUGGCACGGGUAAAAUUACUUUAACGUCAUUAAGACGCGUCGCUAAAGAGCUUGGUGAACCUCUAGAUGAAGAGGAAUUACAGGCUAUGAUUGAUGAAUUCGAUUUAGAUCAAGAUGGUGCCAUUAACCAGCAAGAAUUCUUCUCAAUUAUGACAGACGAGGUUUGA